This is a messenger RNA of Naegleria lovaniensis, 384 nucleotides long. RefSeq lists its product as uncharacterized. The transcript has a single exon. The coding region runs from base 1 to 384 and encodes 127 amino acids. NCBI's taxonomy places the organism in Eukaryota, Heterolobosea, Eutetramitea, Acrasida, Naegleriidae. The record is from RefSeq and is a predicted model, not a curated record.
AUGUCAGAAAGUUCUUCGUCCCCAUUAUGGAGUAUGUUCACUCGUGAAGGAAAUCAAGCAGUGGAGGAAGCACUCCAUGAAGUCAUAAACAGAUGGACACCCGAACUUCCAAACCUAUUGAAUGCCUGCUCCUCUCAAUAUUCUAAAGAGGGUUUCGAAACAAUGACGAGUAACGAUGAUGAUAUCAUCGUGAUGGACAUGAUCUAUGAAAUUCAACAUCUCGUCGGAGAGAAAGGUAGAGGUAAAACGUUUCUCUAUAAAUAUGCAGAACAUCCCGAAGAUUGGAUUCAUGGUCAUGAUGAAGUCGGCGAUACAGCUGUUCGAGAGCGUUUGUAUUGUUAUUUGAAAGGUUGGAUGGAAAACCAAAGGACCAAACAAGAUUGA